Messenger RNA from Gracilinanus agilis (Agile Gracile Mouse Opossum), 345 nucleotides. RefSeq names its product pancreatic progenitor cell differentiation and proliferation factor A-like. The record is from RefSeq and is a predicted model, not a curated record. The coding region runs from base 1 to 345 and encodes 114 amino acids. Lineage: Eukaryota; Metazoa; Chordata; Mammalia; Didelphimorphia; Didelphidae. Gene Ontology annotation, biological process: cell differentiation; multicellular organism development. The transcript has a single exon.
AUGGCAGCAAUCCGGUCCAGCGGUUCACUUGUAGCAACCCAUGACUACUACCAAAGGCGUCUGGGUUCCACUUCCAGCAACAGCUCCUGUGGAAAUGCUGAAUACUCUGGGGAAGUGAUCCCCCACCAUCCUGGUCUUCCCAAAUCAGACCCAGGCCCCUGGUGGGCAAGCUUCUUCUUCGGGAAGUCAAGUCAUUCAUUCAUGACAACUAUAUUGGAAUCCCCAGAGAACUCAGGAACUUUCCAGGUUGCUCAUGGCGCGAUCACCUGCGACGUGGUUCAGGAAGCCACAAGGAAGCGGCAAGUCAGUGAGCUCAGCAAAACCACCACUGGGCCUUCCACAUGA